AUGCCGAAAGAACGUCUACCCAGCGAUUUCCCAUAUCAUCCAGGACUUGUGCUCUCUAUCAAGCGGCACAUCCCUCCUCAACCAUUUGCCGAGCCCUGGUUCCUCAAAGAUGCAGCUCCCCGGCCCAUGGCCCAGGACCCUCGCGGAGGUCCAUACCGCACACCCCUUGAAUGGUGUCUCGACUUUCCUCCAGCCGACACUGAACCUAUCAAGGACCCAGAGGUUCGGAGACUACAUAUCGUUGAUCAAGUCGCUUGUGGAGCAGCGCGCGCGGCGCAAGUUCUACGUUGCUACCUCGAUGACACUGAGGGCACAACCUAUAUCGCCAAGAUUUUCGAUGCCCUCUACUCCUGUCCUGAGGAUGGCGACUAUACCUAUGAGACUGAUGGGAACUAUGCGUCCGAAGCAGCGGCCUAUAAAGAACUCAUGGACUUUGGCAUGGACGGCGAUCUCACGCCCUAUUAUCACGGUUCAUGGACGUUUGAUUUGCCGGUUUCAAGCCCUCAUUCCUCCACCACCCGAUCUGUCCGCAUGAUUCUUAUAGAAGAUAUCCCGGGUCGAUCCAUGGGUGAUAUACUCGGGAAUUACCUGGAAACUUUUAUCCUUCCAGAACAUAGGCUUGCCGUCCUUGCCAGAGUCAUGGAAAUUUAUAGCGUGCUUGAGUAUGCCGGCGUUAUCCAUAUGGACCUAGCCCCCAGGAAUGUUAUGUUAACGGGAGUGGAUUUCAAUACCUGGCCCAAUCAUACCAUGCCAGACGUUGCGCUUAUCGACUUUAACUGGUGCGCGUUGCUCGACAUACCAAGCAGCGCCGUCCACCGGGAUAACAAUACCAAGCCCAGAGAUCCAAAGUCCUACCUUGGCGAGGAGUGCCCCGACAAGUGGAAGGCUUGGGUCCCCGAACCCCAUCGCUCAAACCCAGCAGCCUGGAGGGGAUGGGUGCGCAAGCUUUGGCCCCAUAGCGAGGAUUACUCACAGCCACGGAUGAGAGCUCGCCGGUUCAGUGACCUUGGAGACUUUAUCGAGGUUCCUCCCCAGCCGGACCCACAGUAUGUUCGUCCGCCAUCACCGCCCACGGAGUCUGAUGAAGAACUUUAG
This is a messenger RNA of Clonostachys rhizophaga, 1095 nucleotides long. Lineage: Eukaryota; Fungi; Ascomycota; Sordariomycetes; Hypocreales; Bionectriaceae. The record is from the annotation of a GenBank genome assembly.